Microthlaspi erraticum is the source of this 369-nucleotide messenger RNA. The record is from the annotation of a GenBank genome assembly. NCBI's taxonomy places the organism in Eukaryota, Viridiplantae, Streptophyta, Magnoliopsida, Brassicales, Brassicaceae.
AUGGCUUUCAAACCAAGUAACGUCAGCAAAUCAAUGGCUGCAGUCUUAUUCACGAUUGUGGCGAUGGCUGCAUUCUCAUCUGCAGCCACGGGUUUAGGUCAGUCUCCUGAAUCAGACGCCGUGGUUAACCAAUGUCUGGAGAGGAUGUCUCCAAGGUGUGCAAUGUAUACCACGGCCGAAAUGUUUCACCAUGGUUCGUUAAAACAAAGCGGAUGUUGUCAAGAAAUUUAUCACAUGGGACGUAUGUGUCUUAACAUCGUGACAAAGCAUGUAAUCAAUUCGCUUUUACCCAAGCUUGAAGAUGUUCAAAAACGUGACCUUAUGGAGAAAAACACAAUACUAUGGUAUCUUUGUGUUCCGGCGGUUUAG